Messenger RNA from Fusarium poae, 1356 nucleotides. RefSeq lists its product as uncharacterized. NCBI's taxonomy places the organism in Eukaryota, Fungi, Ascomycota, Sordariomycetes, Hypocreales, Nectriaceae. The transcript has a single exon. The record is from RefSeq and is a predicted model, not a curated record. The coding region runs from base 1 to 1356 and encodes 451 amino acids.
AUGCCGGUCCAAAGAGAAAUUAGAGACAGCCUACGCUAUUCGACUGCGGCCCUUCAGCCUGGCCACAUCGCGCUAGCCACCGGGAGUCGGAGGACCGAAUCGUGGGAUCGGGAGUUUGCAGACACCGACUGGCAGCGUUUGGAGGAAUUGCAGUGCAUCGUUGGAUCCAAACUGCACAAUGCUCGAAAGGCUGUCAAGCGCGAAACGGGCGACGACUGUUGGGAGAGGUACCUGCAGAUAUCCCGGCUAAACAUCCAAAAAGUCCAGUUGGAUUCUCAGAUCAAUCUUAUCAAGUUUGAUGACGAGAAGUGGUACGAGCAACCGAUAGCCCAGGAACUCAAGUUGCAACACGACAUAUGGACUCAGUGGGAGAAGACUGUGAGCAAGCAGAAGUCUCGAUGUACACGCGAGACAUUUCUACGACUAUCUCCAACAUCCGGGGUAGGGGGGUUCGACAUGCCCCGAGGGCAAGGCCAAAGGAACAAUUCUGCUCAGUCCAACAUGUGUACCGCAAUGUGGAAUGUCUACUGCCCUGAUGCUAAAAGCACCAAAAUGCGAUGGGACCCGAUUCGUCACAAAUGGGGUGAUAGCGAGAACACAAACGCUGCCCAUUUGUUUCCUUGGUCUCAAUCGGCCUUUAUGGAUGAGAUUUUUGGAAACGGUGCUGCUAAAGAGCUUUUCUCCCCUCGGAACGGCAUUUUCCUACACAAGUUUGUCGAACAGGCCCUCGAUAAGGGCCUAAUUGUCAUUGUACCGGACAUUGACCUUAACCCUACCGAACCUGAUCUACCCCUGAAUGACGAAACCAUACGACAGAAAAGGAGCAAGGAAUGGGAGGAGAUGACACCAAAGGAGUACAAGGUCAUGGUCGUUGAUAAGAAUCACCCUGAGGUUACUAAGGAACUUUACGAAUUCGGCCCAAUGGGAUUUUCGCGCCUACUUGACUUGCAUGAGCGCAAGCUGAAAUUCAGGACUGAUUUCCGACCUCGGUCUCGUUACAUCUGGUGGACAUUUCUCAACGCAAUUCUUCGUACUGCGUGGACCGGGAAACAAGAGGAUAAGAACAUCCAGCAUGAAGAAGUCCGGAAAUCGACGCGUUAUUGGGGGAGGAAAUAUGUGAAGAGGAAUCAGUUGCUUGGUUUCGUUGAGGAGAUCGGACAUGACGUUGAGAGCAUCUUGACAAUCGGCCCCGAGACAGAGGAGGAACAGUAUGAUCAAGAGCCUCGCUACGAAGUGACUCGGGCCUUGGUAGAGGCGGCCGGGGUGAAAUCUGUACAGAGGAUGAAAGAAUUGAGAGGGGAAGAUUCUGAUGACUAUGAUAGUUCUGAUAGUUCUGACGAUUCUGAUAAUGAAUAG